This is a messenger RNA of Penaeus monodon (black tiger shrimp), 568 nucleotides long. Its product is annotated as C-type lectin domain family 4 member D-like. NCBI's taxonomy places the organism in Eukaryota, Metazoa, Arthropoda, Malacostraca, Decapoda, Penaeidae. The transcript is spliced from 5 exons. Bases 80 to 550 code for a protein of 156 amino acids. The record is from RefSeq and is a predicted model, not a curated record.
GACUACACGAAACCUAUAAAGUAACGCGGAUUGAGACACUCGCGGAGAAAAACGCGCAUCGUGGACACAGCACACAAUUAUGAAGCUCCUACUGACGCUGUUGGCAACGUGUGCAACGUUCAGCGCUGCACAGAUUAACCCGUGUCCUGUUGGCUACAACGUCUUCUGGAUGGACUCGGUCACUCCCGUGUGCCUAAAUUUCGCCAUGUACGGCAAGGGGACGUGGACCAGCCUCCGAGCAAUGUGUCAGGCCGAGGGAGCUGACCUGGCCAAACUGGAGGGCAAUCUUCACUUCCAGGUUAUUCAGUUCAUUAACCAGCGCCCAGACUUAAUGGACGAAGCUUUUUGGAUCGGAGGGACGGAUGAGGGUCAUGAGGGCUACUGGGUGUGGGCAGUGGACAACACUCCCAUGGAUACCCAGAACCCUCCAUGGUACCCAGGGCAACCUAACCACGGCACGGCGGCAAAUUAUGCCUGUCUUUACACACCUGACUUUUACUUCCACAGCUGUGACAAUGACCGGAAGAUAUAUGCUAUCUGCCAAAUCUAAGAUAUUAUUCACAAUGAA